Molecule: messenger RNA, 6694 nt
Organism: Gorilla gorilla gorilla (western lowland gorilla)
Lineage: Eukaryota; Metazoa; Chordata; Mammalia; Primates; Hominidae
Gene: FAM81A
Product: family with sequence similarity 81 member A
Exons: 9
Coding region: 3958-5091 (377 amino acids)
Source: RefSeq, a predicted model, not a curated record
AAAUGUAGCUAUCAGUGAUAAUAAAAUGGUUUAUUGGAAGGAACAUAAUUACCUCUUUCUGGUACACCAGGAAAAUUACUAGGAAUGUGCUGGUUGAUAAAUAUCAAAAAGCCUAAAAUUUUCACUUGCUACCAAGGGAACAUUGAUACUUGAGGUUGAAAGUCAGAUUUCAGUGUGGUGAUAACUCAGGUUUCCGGGUGGCGAGCUGCUGAGCUUACUGGGAACUUCAGUCUUCCUCCCUGAAGGUGUCCGCGUUUGCUGACUGGUUGUCACCCCCUGCCCCACUUCAGAACGCGUUUGUGAAGAAGACAUUCUCUCUGGAUGAAGCAACUACAGAAGUGCAGGCAAGACAUUCUGCUGCCGUCGCUGAGUGUGGCUUAAAUAAAAAGCAUGUUUAUGUGGGAGAGAAUGUGUGGGGGUUGCUUUCGCAUUAUGGAAUUCUUAAAAUUGUUGAACCGGGAAGAUGUUAUUCAGAAACCCCUGGUGCCUUCAGCUUGUUUUUUGUUUAUUUCAGGUUUCUUUUUUCCCCCAUUUUUAAUUAUCUCUGGAAAAACUCAAGAGUCCUCCCCUGCUCCUAAAAUAGUUAUAAAAUUAAUGUGCUGUACUCAAGUCGUUACUCCAUGUAAAAGAGUAAAAGACUCCCAUAUUAAGCAGAGAAGUCCAGCCUCCUCUCUCUGAGUGUGAGAAAAAGGGCAUAGACUGGAGACUGGAUCUUUCUUCUAAGUCUAAAUUCUUAGCUUUUCAGCCAGCGAUUUAUAGAGGGUAGAACCAAAAGUCACCACCAGCAUUCUGUCUGUAUGAGAGCACACAGAAUCGUGCUUUCCCCUGCUAGUUUAGUAGGUAGAGAGUUUACAUGGGCUUUUAAUAAUAUUUUUUCUCUUCUAGCUGUUGCACUUGGCAGGUUCCUUUUUUAACAUUUGAUAAUGUAUCUUUUCUAAUGCUAGAAAGAAAAGUUGCCAAAUAUUGCUGUUGAUCAUAAUAAAACACCCUAAAAGUAAUGACUUCUUUUUUGGUAUGAGUGCCCGGGCCCACUGCAGGGUGAUCUCCAGCCUUCCGCCAAGCGCACAGCUGGAAGGGCACCUUCAGUCAGCAAUCGAUAUGUCAUUUGGGUAGAGCAACUCAACAAUGAAAAUGGUGGGUCUUCCCAAAUUAGAAAAACAAAAAGGCGAAUGAACAAAUAUGUAUGAGUGUCCAUGAAGAGGCGCUGUGCUAGGCUUCGUGGAGAUUAACAGGUUCAUGUAGGAUGUGGUUCCCGCUGCCCUACGGCAGCUCAGCUGGGGAGACAUAAUCCAGAAAAGUUCAAAUAACAAUAGAAGAUUUAAAUAGCAUUUCAAAAUAGCUGUUAUUAAUAGAGGAGAACAAAAACCAAUCUGUUUUUGCAAGGGUUCUCCUAAAAAUGUUAACAUCAUUCUAAGCUGUGGAGAGUGGAUUGAACAUCAGAGACCAGUCAUUGGGUUCUAGAGGUCUGUCUGUAAAUCUGUCUGGACCUGACAGAGGCCAUGUGUGUAUUGCAGAUUGACCACCUCCAUUCAGUUAUGCAGAAAUCUCUGCACUGGCUGGAAGAGCACUGUCAAAUGUUGUAAGCAUUCUAAAGUUCACCUUUGUGGGUCAGAAACACAUCACCCCUCACCCUUCUACCUCCAACAGAAUUCCCUUUAUGAAUGUGAUAGAAUGGAGGGGAAAGAAUGCAAGUCUUGCUAAGUGGACUCAAGGCCAUUUUCACAAAGGGCAUUGAAGGUAUCUGCUCUGGGACCCCGUGGAGGGACUUGCAGUUUUCCUGGAACCUCGAGUUUCUGGAAUACUGUGCUGGCAUCACUCCAGAACCACUGGACCUGUACAACAUGCUGAUUCCCUGGUGCACAGGCAAUCCAGGCUUCAGUCCCAGCUUUGAUGAGAGCACCAGCCUCAAGCCUUGUUCUGUGCCCACAAGGAAACGAAAGUAAAAAUUAAUAGCAAACUUCUUUUAACUAAACCAUAGUCUUUAAAGCCCAGAAUCAGACUUGUUUCUUGGUUUUGAUAGCUGUAAAUGAGCAAUUUAUGCUUUUUGUUGUUAUUGUCAUUCACUGGUUCAUUCUUUUCUUCAAGAAGGUUUUAUUUAAAUUUGUGUAAUUGUGAAAAUAGCACACUUGUUAAAGUAUUUUGAAAAUAAGGAAAAGCAGAAUAAAAAUGUACCCAGUGCCACUAUUUACAUUUCAAUUUAUCUCUUUCCACUGUUUUAAAAGAUAUGACUAUACUAAUACUUCUAGUCCUAGAAUCCUUGCCUCACCCUCUCCAAGAUGGCUGUAGGAUUUCUGGGUUGCUGAGGUAAUGUACAGUUGAAAAAAUGUCAAGAUGUGUCAGGUAAGCUACGUCUGCUGUUGGCCUAAGGACAGAUAUUUUGGUGUAAGGAUGCCUAAUGUCUUAGAGACCAUGUAAGGCCUCGAUGACUUACCCAGCUUUCCCCAGAUCAGCCUCACAACCAUAAUGCCAUGCGCGUUCCUCAAUGUGCUAGCCCAGUAUAUUUCUUCCAAGGACUGCUCAGCUGUUCUAAAAAAUUCUGGUCAGGAAUGGGGAGAGAUGAGCUGCCUAUGAAGGAGACAGAGUGUGCUUAUUUGCACUGUUUUCAUUUCCUUUGCACAUAAUUUGGAGGCACUUCCCCAAUUGGGACAGUGUGGCUAAUUUGUGGAAAGCUCCUGCUAUUAGCAUUGGUCUUUCCUUUGGCCUUGUCAAUCUAGAUACAUUGGCUUGGGAAAUUAGGCAUCCUGACCUCAGUUGCACAGCCCUCUUCCUCCUUCUUUUACCAAAGCACAUGAUUUAGCCAGAUAACAACUAUCCACACCACAGAGAUAAUUCCAGCAAUUUGGCAGGGGGAAAGUUGGUAGGAGGAUGAGUGAAGGGAGGGGAGGGGGAAACAGCAUUAAAGGUAGCCUCAAGACCAUGGAGGCAUCUAGGCAUGAAGGGAGGAGGCCUCAGAUACAGGAGAGAAGGAAGGCAGAUAAUUGGUGGCCUGGGCACUCAGCAGGGCAGUGGUUGCCUUCUCCUUGACUUUGAGUCUCCUGCCUCAUCCAUCUUUGCUGGCCCAUGGUCAAGCAGUCUUCUCACUGUGGGGAGAAAGGGAAGAGGGAGGAGCAAGAGAAGUAGGAUGUGGUAAUGGUGGCAGUGGUAGUGGUAGUAGAUAACUUCAACAUUUACAGGGUUGGCUGGGAGUGGUGGCUCAGGCCUGUAAUCCCAGCAUUUUGGGAGUCCUAGGUGGGCAGAUCAUGUGAGGUCAGGCGUUUGAGACCAGCAUGGACAACAUGGCAAAACCCCGCCUCUACUAAAAAUACAAAAAUUAGCUGUGUGUGGUGGCAUGCACCUGUAAUCCCAGAUACUCAGGAGGCUGAGGCAGGAGAAUCACUUGAACCCGGGAGGCAGAUGUUGCAGUGGGUGGAGAUUGUGCCACAGCACUCCAACCUGGGCCACUGAGUGAGACUCUGCCUGAAAAAAAAGAAAUUGCAGUGUCUUUUAAACUCAUGAGUCAAAAUGUUUGCACCAUCUAAAUUGUGGUGCCUUGGAGCAAAGCGCUGGCUUCCAGGCCCUGGUUGUAGUUCUAAAUAAUGUGUACUAUUGUGCAUUGUGGGAUGUUUAGUAAGAUAGAUAGAUAGAUAGAUAGAUAGAUAGAUAGAUAGAUAGAUAGAUACAUAGAUACAUAGAUACAUAGAUACAUAGAUAGAUAGAUAAAGGUACUAUAAAUCCACCUUGGUGGGUUUUUUUUUUCUUUUUUACCUUAACAUUAUAUAGCAAGGAUAUAAAUACAUAGAUAUAUUCUUAGCUUUUUUUUUGUUUGUUUUUUAGUUUUUUUGGAGACAAGAUCUAGCUAGCUCUGUUGCCCAAGCUGAAGUGCAGUGUCAUGCAGUGUUGAACUCCUGGGCUCAAGCAAUCCUCUUGCCUUAGGCUCCUGAGUAUCUUGGACUACAGAUGUGAAUUAUUAAAAAGAAAAUGGCCCAACGGAGCACUGUAUUUCCUUCUCGUGUCACCAAGGAAAGGCGAGUGAGAACCAUGCCCCGACACAGCCAGUCCCUGACCAUGGCACCAUACUCGUCUGUAAGCCUCGUGGAGCAGCUGGAAGACAGGAUCCUCUGCCAUGAGAAAACCACCGCCGCCCUCGUAGAGCACGCCUUUCGGAUUAAAGAUGACAUUGUCAACAGUUUGCAGAAAAUGCAAAACAAAGGGGGAGGUGACCGCUUGGCCAGGCUUUUCUUGGAGGAGCAUAUCAGAAACAUAACUGCCAUAGUGAAGCAACUUAAUCGGGAUAUCGAGGUACUCCAGGAGCAGAUUCGUGCCCGGGACAACAUUAGCUAUGGAACUAAUUCUGCCUUAAAGACCCUGGAGAUGCGCCAGCUCUCUGGUUUGGGAGAUCUUCGAGGAAGAGUGGCAAGAUGUGAUGCCAGCAUAGCUAGACUUUCUGCAGAGCACAAAACGACCUAUGAGGGGCUCCAGCACUUGAACAAAGAACAGCAGGCUGCCAAACUUAUCUUGGAAACGAAAAUCAAAGAUGCAGAGGGACAGAUUUCUCAGCUUUUGAACAGAGUGGACUUGUCAAUAUCAGAGCAGAGUACCAAACUGAAGAUGUCUCACAGAGACAGUAACCACCAGCUUCAGCUUUUGGACACUAAAUUUAAAGGUACAGUUGAGGAACUCAGUAACCAGAUACUAUCUGCACGGAGUUGGUUGCAACAGGAACAAGAACGGAUAGAAAAAGAGCUUUUACAGAAAAUUGAUCAGCUUUCUUUGAUUGUUAAGGAAAACAGUGGAGCCAGUGAAAGGGAUAUGGAGAAGAAGCUCAGCCAGAUGUCAGCCAGGCUUGACAAAAUAGAAGAGGGUCAAAAGAAGACUUUUGAUGGUCAGAGAACAAGGCAAGAAGAGGAGAAGAUGCACGGGCGAAUCACCAAGCUGGAGUUACAGAUGAACCAGAACAUCAAGGAAAUGAAAGCGGAAGUUAAUGCUGGGUUUACAGCCGUCUAUGAAAGCAUAGGAUCCCUCAGGCAAGUUCUCGAGGCCAAGAUGAAGCUGGACAGGGACCAGCUACAGAAGCAAAUCCAGCUGAUGCAGAAGCCAGAGACCCCCAUGUGAAGGGAGCUGGGACAAGGUCCUAAAAGACAGUUUUGCCAGUGGGGCUAGGAGCCGGAUACCUCUGUAGCCAGGCCAUCGCUGCAUUCAGGAUUGUUCCAUCCAUGGCGUGCAUGUGCCAAGAAAUGUGUUUUUAUGGGUCUAAAUGUUUACCUUGAGUCUUGAAAAUACUCUUUUGUUAAAAGUAUGAAAUACAGUUUUUACCAGUUUAUUUCACUUCUCUAAAUUCAAUGGAAAUCCCUCGCCCUGGAUUUUGAAAGGCUUUUAUCUUCUUCAUUUUACGAAUGGAAAGACGACAAUUUUUCUUCAAUGCUUGAUGCACUAAUGAAGACUGUUUACUAUUUUGAAAAAUGUCAUGGGGAUUUUUUUUUAAUUAAGAAACUAAUGAAUCAUCACAGGAAUGUGUUGCUCCUCAUCCUAAAUUAAGAGAAUGUCCCAGUAGAUUAGACUUCAACCUUUGAGUCCAAUUUGGAUUUUAUUAUUGUUGUCUAUGCACUUCUUAUAUUGGUUACCUUCUUGUAAAUCUUCUGUCUUUUGUAAGGGGAAAGGAUUUAACAUUUAGAAUAAACCCCACCAUUUAUGUAAUGGAAAUAGUUUAAAAAUUGCUAACUGCCAUGUGGAUUGCAAAUUAAAUGGAAACUUAUUUAGAUAAUGUAAGGCUCAAUAUCUGCGUUGACCACCUAGAUAUUACAGGUUUUAAUAUUUAAAACUAUUUUUGAAUUAUCCACAACCUGUAUAGUGAUAGCCAUAUAUUUAAUAAUGGAAUGGUGGUUACCAGUCUAUUUACUGCACAAUUAAUUGUUCACUAAUCAAAUAGAAUGUGAUAAUUUUUCAGACUUUAUGAUCUGUUUCCAAAAUUGGCACAAAGUGCUAGGGUUUAUAUACACUUAUCGUAACUGUAUUUUUGUGCCUUGGUUUUAUCAUGUCAAUGCACUGUACUCUGUAAAAGUUUUGCAGACAAAAUAGAAAGUAUGAUAAUCCGUCAGAAGUAUGAUGUAAAACUGGAAUCCUCUGUAUUUUUUAAAUGUUCUAAAAAUUUUAUCACUGUUAAGGUAUUAAUCAUUCAGUAUUACUAAUGGAAUAGAAAUUCAUACUUUUGUAUGGACAACAAUUCAAAUCGAUAUUGCAUUUAUAGCACUGUAAGAAACUUUCAUCUUGAGCAACUUUGUAGAUGAUGGGUGUUUUAUUUUCAAUCGCCAUAUUUGAUCAGUCAUUGAAAAUUGGCCCCAGUGCUGUUUGUUCAUCUCUGUGUGUAAAAACUGACAGUGAGACACAACGUUCUGAACUGUGAGGGUGUCCCAGAAAAAAGAAAAACAGGAAUACUUUAACAAUUAAAAAGAAAAAAAUGUUUUUUGUUUGCCAAGGACUCAGGAAAAUAAAAAGCAUUUUCUAUUUUUAGGAUAAAUCACAAAUGAAGUAUCUAACUGGCUAUUACUGUUUACCCAUAUAAAAUAUGCUGCUAAAGUACAUAUUUUGCUGUCAAUGGCUUGACAAUUUUUUUUUUCAAAUUUGGACGUGAGAGGUUAUAUAGGGACUAUAUUAUCCAACACAUAUUUUCUUAUUUUGCCACAAAUUUCCACUUAACAAAUAAAAAAAGGCGAAUGCU